This is a messenger RNA of Spea bombifrons (plains spadefoot toad), 952 nucleotides long. RefSeq names its product olfactory receptor 13F1-like. The transcript has a single exon. Bases 1 to 933 code for a protein of 310 amino acids. Gene Ontology annotation, molecular function: olfactory receptor activity; G protein-coupled receptor activity. NCBI's taxonomy places the organism in Eukaryota, Metazoa, Chordata, Amphibia, Anura, Pelobatidae. Gene Ontology annotation, biological process: G protein-coupled receptor signaling pathway. The record is from RefSeq and is a predicted model, not a curated record. Gene Ontology annotation, cellular component: membrane.
AUGGAGGAUGGGAACCAGACUUUAGUGAAAGAAUUUAUCUUAACUGGACUUUCUCAGAACCAAGGGACUCGGAUUAUACUUUUCAUUUUAUUUUCAGUAACGUAUUCGUUGACCAUCGUCGGAAAUAUCAUUUUGAUAUGCGUGGUUUUAGUCAGCCGGGGUAUGCACACGCCUAUGUACUAUUUUCUCUGCAAUUUAUCUUUUCUAGAUUUAUUCUAUUCGUCGACUACCGUCCCCAAAAUGUUGGUGGACACGUUUUCUGGCGGAGGAGGGAGAAUUUCGUUCUUGGGAUGCAUGAUUCAAAUGUCAAUGGGUCUAUUCUUAGGAGAAACAGAAUGUAUCCUGCUGGCGGUGAUGGCGUACGAUCGCUACGUAGCGAUCUGCUUGCCCUUGCGUUAUAUGGUUAUUAUGAGCUGGAGGAUAUGUAAAAAUAUCACGGUUGUCUUAUGGUUGGGGAGUCUUCUGUUGGCGACGGUUCCUAUGAUGUCGCGCCCUUUUUCGUUUUGUGGAGAAAAUAAAAUUAACCAUUUCACAUGUGAGAUCUUAGCGCUCCUAAAGCUGGCAUGCGGAGACAUUUCAUUUUACCAAAAAACAAUAUUUUUUAUAAGCUUGUUCACAAUUUUGUCUCCUUUCGCUUUUAUUGGGGCAUCCUACCUCUGUAUUAUCAGAUCCUUAUUAAAAAUCCAGUCUGUGUCUGGAAGGAGUAAGGCCUUUUCCACCUGCGUCUCCCAUCUGACUGUAGUAUUCAUGUUUUACGGGACAAGUAUAACCAUGUAUAUGGGGUCAAAAAAUAACUCAUCAGCCAAUCAGAAGUUUGUUUCCAUUAUUUACGGUAUCGUGACGCCAGUGUUGAACCCGCUUAUUUACAGUCUAAGAAAUGGUGAGGUUAAACGAGCUCUCAGGAAGAUGUUUUCUAAGAAACUGGAACGGUGAAAUAUUUAAAGGCAUCCAA